AUGAGUUCAUCUGAGUUAGAGUUUUACGAUAAACUCAUGGCGAGUCCUAGAAAUGAGCAACAAACAUUUAGUAAGGAACCUUUACAGACGAGCACUUUAUUAAUGGAAAAACCAAUGAAAUCUGCAGGGUAUAAAAACCAAGAAAAAAGCACUAAGGCAAAACCAAUAGUUUUAACCAGGAUUGAAGUUGUGGUGCCAGACGGACAUAAACGAGAACUAGACAAGUUUAAUUCGAUGGCCCCACCAAAAUUGAGUUUUGAAGACUGUUUUCUUCAGCUAACAUCAAACAACAUGAAUGUCUCAAUGCCAGAUAGAAAUUCAUCAGGUUUUCCUCCCCCAAGUGUAACACAGCCCAAGUUAAAACAGCCAAAAACGGAGAAACGAGUGAUUCAAGAAAGAAUUUUGCAAAAAAGCAAAGGAAAAAGAACUGAAACCAAACAAAAUAACAAAACUGUAAAUAAUAUAAAAAUAGUCAUCUUACAAGAGAGACAUGAAAGAGAAAAAUCUUUGAUUGAAUCCUUGAAGAAUUUGUAUUUGAUAACAUGA
Molecule: messenger RNA, 546 nt
Organism: Macrosteles quadrilineatus (aster leafhopper)
Lineage: Eukaryota; Metazoa; Arthropoda; Insecta; Hemiptera; Cicadellidae
Exons: 4
Coding region: 1-546 (181 amino acids)
Source: RefSeq, a predicted model, not a curated record